UGCAAAUUUCUAUGAGAGAGAAAGAGAGUCUGUGUCCUCGGCUUCUUUGAGUGGAAACACAUGCUAAUAGAAAGAAAAAUGCACUGAAGAAAAAGACAGAGGAUGGAGGAAUAUUCCAGUUUCUUUACACCUUUCCUGCUUAACUUAAUGUGUUCAUGCAACUUGUGUAUUAUUUGAAACUUUAUUGCUGCAUGCAAACUCAGAGAAUUGUUUCUGUAUCACACAAAAUGUGUGUAUUUGCAUGUGUGUUUGCUAUAUCACAUACUUCAUUAUGCUUGCCUUUGAACACUGAACUGCUGAACUUCCCUUGAAGUUUUCCCCUGUAGCAUGUGGCUCUGAUUUGGAUUAUUUGCUAGACUUGUUUUCGAGCUCUGUGCUCUUUUGAAGUUGUUUCAGUUAUAGGCCAUUGUGCAGAAGGAUGGAUUCCUCUGCACUUCACUUUCUUUUACUUCUGAUUUUCACCACCUUCUCCCGUGUUCUUGCUGGAAUGGACUCUUGUUAUGAUGAGGAGGGCGUCCCGAGCCGCUGUUUGCCUAACUUCGAAAAUGCGGCCUUCAAUCGUUCUGUUAUCGUUUCAAAUGUGUGUGGUAUCCCACCAGAGGACUAUUGCAUGCAGACAGGGUCCACACGCUCAUGUCACCACUGUGAUGCCUCGGACUUGGAACUGAAUCACAACGCCACUUACCUGACUGACUUCCACACGGAUGAAGAGCCCACCUGGUGGCAGAGCCAAUCCAUGUUCUAUGGAGUUCAGUAUCCUAAUUCAGUCAACAUCACACUGCAUCUAGGCAAGGCCUUUGAGAUCACAUAUGUCCGUUUGAAGUUCUACACCAGCCGACCAGAGAGCUUCACCAUCUACAAGCGUACAGAGGAGAAUGGACCAUGGCAGCCAUACCAGUAUUACAGUGCUUCUUGUCGCAAGACGUAUGAGAGGGACAAUAAGGGCUUCAUACGUCCAGGCGAGAGGGAAAGGACGGCCCUCUGCACGGAUGAGUUUAGUGACAUCUCUCCACUUACCGGCGGAAAUGUGGCCUUCUCCACAUUGGAAGGACGACCCAGUGCCUACAACUUUGACCAGAGUGCUGUGUUACAGGACUGGGUGACGGCUACAGAUAUUCUCAUCUCUCUGGACAGAUUGAACACUUUUGGAGAUGAGUUCUUCAAAGAUGCUAAAGUGCUUCGCUCGUAUUUUUAUGCCAUAUCUGAUUUCUCCGUGGGGGGCAGAUGCAAGUGUAAUGGCCAUGCCAGUCACUGCAUGACCAAUGAGGAGGGUAGUUUGGUGUGUGCUUGUGAGCACAACACUGCAGGGGUCGACUGUCAGCACUGCGCUCCCUUCUACCAAGAACGGCCAUGGGCACGGGCCACCGCUGAUUCAGCCAACCAGUGUGUGAAGUGUAACUGCAGUGGUCUUGCUGAUGAAUGCGUGUUCGAUGCUGAGCAGUACCGCAGCACAGGAAGUGGGGGGCGCUGUGUUGGCUGCAGGGAAAACACAGCUGGCCCUCACUGUGAGCGAUGUAGAGAGAACUUCUUUAGAUCAUUACCGCAACAGCCCUGCCAAGACUGCAACUGUAAUGCAAUGGGCUCUGUGAGUUUACAGUGUGAUGCAGAGGGAGUGUGUGUGUGUCGGCCAGGUGUGUCUGGUAUAAAGUGUGACAUUUGCAAGCCUGGCUUCCAUUCUCUCGGCCCUGAUGGAUGCAGGUUGUGCAAGUGUGAUGACAGGGGCAGUGAAGGAGUGUGUUCAGCUGAAGAUGGGCACUGCUAUUGCAAGAAUAAUGUUGAGGGCCAGUCCUGCAACAGGUGUAAACCAGGCUCCUUCAACCUCCAGCUGGAUAACCCAGAUGGCUGUAAGAAAUGUUUUUGUUUUGGACACUCCCUCGCCUGUUCAUCCUCCAAUCAGUACAUGGCUAUGAAUAUUACUUCAGACUUCCUAGAAGAUCCAGAUGGCUGGAAGGGUGUGUUCUCAGAAGGGCACGAACAAUCCCUCAUCUGGAAGGAGGGGGAAGUCUAUCUAUUGCCCUACAGAGAGGAGAAUGGCUUUUACAAAGCACCUGAUAAAUAUCUGGGGAACAUUUUGUUAAGUUACGGACGGCCCCUUAGCGUGACAUUUACAGCUGAGCUGGAGGAACUCUUGCCCAGAAGUGUGACCGUGAUGAUGGAGGGCUCUGGAAUAUUGGUUUCUGCUGAUUUGUACUCUAAACAGGAUCCUUAUUCUCCACUGGAGAAGACACCCACCAACACCUUCACUCUCAGGUUAACAGAGAAGGACGUGAUUCCAUCUAUAGCCUCAUUUGAGUUUCUCCGAAUGCUUUACAAUCUAACUGCUCUAUACAUCAGCAACGCAGGGGGCCAGAACUACACCUCUCAACUUUCCAGGGUAACCCUUGAAUCUGCAGACCAGACAACCUACCAGCCUGAUGCUGAUGCUCCAUGGGUGGAAGUGUGUAGUUGUCCCACAGGAUUCACAGGGCAGUUCUGUGAACUCUGUGCUCCUGGAUCCACCAGGGAAACUCCUAAUGGUGGACCCUUCUCCCCAUGUAUACCUUGCAACUGCAAUCAACAUGGGACCUGCCAUCCUGAGACAGGUGUGUGUGACUGCACAGACUUCACCACCGGCCGUUAUUGUGAGCGUUGUGAAGAUGGUUACUAUGGCAAUGCACUGAUUGGCAGCUCAGGCGACUGCUUACCUUGUCCUUGUCCAGAUCGCACCACCUGCGCCCAGGUGCCAGAGACGGGGGACGUGGUUUGUACCAACUGUCCGAGAGGCCAAAGGGGUGUACGGUGUGAAUUGUGUGAAGAUGGUUACUAUGGAAGCCCUCUGGGCUGGGGUGGCACAGUGCAACCGUGUGUGAUGUGCGAGUGUAAUGGGAACGUGGAUCCCAACGCUGUGGGCGUGUGCGAUCACAUGACUGGACGCUGUCUGAAAUGCCUUGGACAUACGACUGGGGACCAUUGUGAAAAAUGCAGAUCAGGUUACUACGGCAACGCUUUGGCCAAGGACCUCAAUCCAGAGCGAAAGUGCAAACCUUGUGCCUGUAACGUGGCUGGGACAUCUGGUUCCCUGAAUGACUGCCAGUCGGACACAGGACAUUGUGUUUGCCUAAGUCAUGUGAUCGGAAGAGACUGUGGACAGUGCGAAUCUGGCUACUUCAACCUGCAGCCAGGCUUGGGCUGUGAGAUGUGUAACUGCAAUCCCAUUGGCUCCUCCUCUUCAGCAUGUCAUCCAGUCACAGGACAGUGCAUGUGUCGAACUGGUGUUUUGGGGGUGUCAUGUGACACUUGUCGAAUGGGAUUCUUCGGUUUCUCCUCUAGAGGCUGCAGAGCAUGUAAUUGUGACCCCAUGGGCUCAACCUCAAUGCAGUGCCAUGACAACGGUACGUGUUCUUGUCGCCAUGGGUUUGUCGGCUAUAAGUGUGACAAGUGUGAACUGAACUACUACCAGAACCGCCUGACCCACCAAUGUGAGGAGUGCCCUGUGUGCUACAGUCUCAUCAGAGACCAGGCCAGUAAACUGAAAGCCAGACUGCUGGAUUUGGAGACGCUGCUCAGUGGUUAUGACUGCAAUAGAUACAGUCGGCAGUAUCGUGGGCGCCAGCAGCACAGGCACCAACAUAAUGGGCUGGACAAUCAUAUACAGAAGGACCAGGUUGAAGACUAUCUGCCCAAUGCAUUGGAGGACCUCCUUGCUAUUCAAGAAGCUCGUGAGGCCUUCAUUAAGCAGUUCUCACAAUUGGAAACAUCUGCCCAGACCUUACAGCUACAGCUGCAUAGCAUUGCAAUAGCGCUUAACUGCAAUUUGACAGACAGUGGAAAAGAAUCAGAGAAAGGAAAGACUCUAAAGGGUGAAAAUGAGUGUCAAGAGCUUCUUGACACUUUAUCCGCUGCUCUGAAUAUGCAGGACCAGCUUCAGAAGAUGACUCUUGACCUUAACAGCAUGGUCAUCCCUUCUGUAAUCCCUAAAGAACCAAACAAAUGGAAUGCCAUAGUGAACGAAUCUGAGGUGCUAGUGAAAAGUCACACAGACAUGGCAGCUUAUAUAGAGCAGACAGCAGGGGAUGCCUUUAAAAUGGCUAACAGAACCUAUUCACAGCUGAUCAUUCUACUAGAAGACAACUCCACAGAGUCUCAUGUACAGGAUCUCACAGAGAAGCUAGAGGAGAUGCAGCAGUUAAAGGAGAAUCUGACUCUUGGGGUUAAUGAGACUUUAGUGACACAUCUGUCACUUCAGAGGCACAACUCUGAGAUAGCCGCCAUUUUAGAGAACAUCACUGCUUCACUAUCAGAACUACGCACAACAGAAGGCAAUUUCACCCUUGCAGAGGAGGAGUUCAUUAUAACAUCUUUCUCAAAGAUGUUUAAUCAAACAAAUGUCACAGCAAACCAGGAUACAGAACUUACAAAGAGCGAGGACCUGAUGAACAGGACAACCGAGUUGGACGCUUCUGUUCAGUCAAAAGAGCUCAUGAUAAAUAUGACUAUAGAGGAAAUUCAGCCUCACGUGGACAGUGCUGAAAAACACCUGAAAACUGUUCAAGAGCUCAAAGAGCUGACGGCUGCGGCUGAGGGAUUUAAGGUGUCAGCCGUCUCCUCUGUGGUGACAGGGAAAGAGGUUGAGGCGGAGUUCCUGUCUCUACAGAAGGUUCUGGAAGACAUGGAACAAGACUGGCCUCGGCUGCCUACACUCAGCAAAGGGUAUCUGAAGAGAGAGAAGUUGCUGAAAGAGAAGACCCUGGUGGAUGUGAAAAAAAAAGUCAAGCAGACGGAGAAAAUGAUCAAACCUGCUGUGGAAAACGCUACGGCUGCGAGCAGCACAGCUAAACAAGCAAAGGAGUCUGCAGAUGCAGUGGCUAAAGAUGCCAAGGCAUCUCUCACACAGGGGAAACGGGCAAAACAUGCAUCUGGACAGUUGCGUUCAGCUGUGGACAUCACCAUGGAGCAGUUGACUGAGCUGGAAAGCCAAUCUGUGCAAAAACAGGAAACCAUGGAGGCAGAGGAAGACAUGGUUUCUUCAAGGAGUGUGAUAAACAAAAUGGAGACAGCCAAGAAGCAGCUAGAGUCUUUUACAAACACGCUAACUCUGCUCCUUAAACAACUGGAAGCUAAUGUGGUGCUGGAGAACUACGAUCGUAUCCUGAAUGAGACCGCAUCCCGUCUUCAUGUUCUCCAGGCGGCUGUGGAGAGUCCGUCUCUCACUGGAAAGAUCCAGAUGCUUCGUACCGCAGCACACGAUCAAGAGAAACAACUGCAAAAUCUUGAACAGAACCUGCAGGACAUACGAGAAGAGAGAGACAGUCUGACAGACAUCGCCCAGAACUUGCCCAAAACAUGCCCACAAAAAGGGCACUGAGCUGGUGGGAGGAAGAAGUCUAUCAGUUCUCUAGUCUUGUUAGUCACCUCAGAAAAUCAGAAUCAACGAAAGCUAUAGAAAAAAAAAAAAAGCCUGGGAAAACCCAGACAACUUCUGGCAAAUUUAGAUUUGCUCUGCAAAUUAAUAACUCAGUUACAAACUGAGAUGGUCUGGUUUUAACCAGGCUAGAAAAAAAUGGAACAAACCUCUGUAUUCUUCUUUCAGCUGUGUCUGUUAUAAAAGCAAAUCUGAACAUAUAAAUGACACAUUAUAAUGUAAAUUGUUUAUAAACAUGCAUUUGUGAAGGCAGAGUGACUUUAUUUACUUAUUUACUCUAGUGGUAAGAAGUCAAAAAUCCAGGUGAAUGCAUUUAUACACUAGCACUUUGAAUUGAAAUCACCAGUAUAGUUAAACAUAAUGUCAGUGUGAUCAAUACUGUGAUUCUAUAUAGAAUAACACUGAAAUUUGAAUAUUGAUGUUUUGCAGACUUAAUUAUAAGUGUACUGUAGUAAAAUGCAACUUUCCCAUACAUUUACCCAAAACUAAUGGUCAUUCCUGUAAAUAUCCCGUCCUUUUUUUGGCCACUUGGGGGUGCCAUCUACACAAAUUAAUGUGGUUGUUUUAAUUUACACUGCUGCAUAGGAGUUUGAAAACUGAAAAUAAUUAUGGUUUAAUUGUCAGUAAAUCAAGAUCAAAUAAACAUAUUGCGUCAUGCUGCUUUCAAUAUAGUGUGAUCAUACAUUGAACAUCACUACUUUUGAGCAUGUUGAUAUGCAACAUUACUUAUUUAAUGUCUAACAUGGCAUAUUAAAUAUUUAUUUUUGUGCUUAUUA
Messenger RNA from Pimephales promelas (fathead minnow), 6177 nucleotides. It is a transcript of the gene lamc3, whose product is annotated as laminin, gamma 3. Gene Ontology annotation, biological process: tissue development; axon guidance; animal organ morphogenesis. NCBI's taxonomy places the organism in Eukaryota, Metazoa, Chordata, Actinopteri, Cypriniformes, Leuciscidae. The record is from RefSeq and is a predicted model, not a curated record. Gene Ontology annotation, cellular component: basement membrane.